Molecule: messenger RNA, 565 nt
Organism: Desarmillaria tabescens
Lineage: Eukaryota; Fungi; Basidiomycota; Agaricomycetes; Agaricales; Physalacriaceae
Exons: 3
Coding region: 143-496 (117 amino acids)
Source: RefSeq, a predicted model, not a curated record
GGGAGGAACACAAUAGCAUCACAACACUGGUCGCAGUCAUAUCUCGGGUCCGGUUGACUCUCUCAAUGAUGUGAGUCGACGGCGGUGUGAAGAGCUUCGAAGGGUAACAUACUCUUCCUGGUGUAGUCGCGUCCAUUAUCAUAUGUCACGGGUUUGGAUCCCUUCCGAAGUAGUGGUUUGGCCUGGGAUGACGGGAAUGGUUAUGUUCAGCAUGAGUAUCUGGUUCGCGGUUCUCUUCCUUCUGGCACCAUCCUUCGCCCUCAAUAUCACAGUUCCCAGCAUCGUGCACAAUGGCGAACCGACCAACCUGUACCUUGUUCAUUCUCCCCACGAUCCUUCCGAAUUCUUUUUGAAGAAAUUUUAUGGCCAGUCGCUUUUGUCGAGUGAAGCGGUUUGGGUGAACAACUUUACGAGAAAUGUGAAUGCCUCGCUACGGUUUAACGAAAAUGGCUUGUUCACUAUACAUACCUAUGCAAGAUCAGAGUACGGAUUCUGAUUAUUCUUUGAUCAAUGACUGAAAAUGGUCUAGUCCUUCCAUCGAUGAUGUCCCCCUUGCGCAGAGCCA